Pelodiscus sinensis (Chinese soft-shelled turtle) is the source of this 4906-nucleotide messenger RNA. The record is from RefSeq and is a predicted model, not a curated record. Lineage: Eukaryota; Metazoa; Chordata; Testudines; Trionychidae.
CAAAGAGAGAAAACAGGAACUGGCAUUAUGUCAUCUUACACGAAAAGCUGUAAUCCAUUUGAUGAUGAUGACGAUGACAAUGAAGGUUUGAAGCCCAGGAAGUGGAAUUAUGGCAAUGACAACUUUAAUGGUUCUCUUUUUCUCAUUUAUGAAUCUGAGCAAGUUGGAGUAGCUACAUCAGAGGAACUUGUGCGUCAGGGUGAGGCACUAAAGCGCACUGAACGAAUGGUGGAUAAAAUGGACCAGGAUUUAAAGAUCAGUCAAAGACACAUAAACAGCAUAAAAAGUGUCUUUGGUGGUUUUGUAAACUACUUCAAAUCUAAACCUCCAGAAACUAAGCCUGAACAGAAUGGGGCCCCUGAACACCAAGCAAACAGCAGAUUAAAAGAAGCCAUGGUUUUUAGUAAAGAACAGGAAUCAAAGUACCAAGAGAGUCAUCCAAAUUUAAGGAAGCUGCGUAAUUCUGACUAUGACUUAAGUGGAACCAGUUUGGAAUCUUCUGCUCAAUCCGAAGUUUAUCCAAAGAAUCAACAUCUCCGAGCUUACCACCAGAAAAUUGACAGCAACUUAGGUGAAAUGUCGGAUGGGCUGAGCCGUCUGAAAAACCUGGCUCUGGGUCUACAGACAGAAAUUGAAGAGCAGGAUGACAUUCUUGACCGGCUAACCAAAAAAGUAGAUACACUGGAUGUCAAUAUUACAAGCACUGAAAGAAAAGUCCGACAACUUUAAAGACUUCUCAGAAAUUCUUUCCUUCAGUGUAAGGUCUUAUAUGAUUAUCUUGCUGGGGCUUUUUUUGGGUUGGGGAAGGUAUUGUUUUGGUUUUAAAUCUUGGGCAAUAUCCAUUUCUUUCUUUGUAAGUGACUUACACUCCAGAGUCUGCAAUUUUAAUGAUAGCUAAUACAAGACCUUAAAACACUUCUUGAUGUAUACAGAAGUGUAUGUUGGACAGGACAUCUUUCUGCAUCUGGUUUGAGAUUCAUGCCUUCACUGUGGAUGUCCACUCAUAUGUCAUGUGCAUGUAGGACUUUUCAGUGUUUCAGUGCCGUUUCCCCUAAAGCUAUGGCAAAGAUAACCGAAUAGUACAGAAUGUACUGUUUGUUUCAGAACAAAUGGUUGCCAGUUGUAAUUAUUUUUAAACAGGCAUAUGUACACAUACAGAUUACCACCUGUAAAAAUAUUUCUGAAUGAUGUCCCCUAGCAUUUCUCUGUGGGUUCCUAAAGAAUCUCAGAAGUCUCCAGGCAAUUGGAUUAGUUGUUAAAUGUGACAUGCAGUGUUGUGUUCCCUUUCUGCCUUGGAGGUAGUGUCAACUAAUCCCCCUCAGUAUUGUCAAGAUUAUCACAAAAUACUGAUCUUGAAGGCUCCAAUCCUGAAAUCUUUCCUCUAUUGCAAACAGGCACAAGUAACUUUACAUUUUUAGACCCUGAUUCUGCACAUCCAAAUAUCCUCCACCAAUGUUGGUGGUUGUUCUUUUUUAUGUGCUGCCUUUUGGCAGCCUACUAAGUAGGUAAUUAUUUGAACAGCAGCAACUGUUAGAAAUGGAGAUAUGGACUAGUAUUUCAAUUUCUAAUUUUUUUUCUCAAAUAAGAAAGGUGGAGUGGGGCGUUCAUGCCUGUAGUCUUAUGUUACUUCACCUCCAUCACCACUGUUGAAAAAUUAAACUUGUACCUACAUGCUUUUCAGUUCUCUGGCUUUGCAAUUCUGAUUUUCUGCAGAAGACAAAUGCCUUUAUUUCAGUUUUUGAAAUCCAAACUGUCUUUCCCCCUGCUGUUUUUUUCCCCUUUAAGCCUUAGUAAAUAACACUGUUGAACAAAAAUCACUUCAAUUCUACCAUCUUGGGAAAGUAACAACCAAAAGGCCAUCAUCUACCUGAUCUGGUGACCUCUGUAAAAUGAGCUGGUAAUGUCUGUUCAAAUCUUAUGAGGUAAGCAUCCAUAUCACAAAAUCACCACCAUAUUUGAUAGUAAGAACCUUGUUAGCAGUCGCAGCAGUGAGGCCAGCAAAUUUAAAAACCUGCUCACUGCAACAGAUCCCUACAGAUGGCACAUUGAUUGGCACUGUGGGGAAUCAUGUACACAGUUGCCUGUACUGCAUGAUGUGUUGGUAAAUAGAAAACUUUGUUUUCUGGCUCUGUUAAUUUGGCACAUUUCAUGAUCAAAUUCACACUUUUUAAAAAAAAUAAGACUUGUUCAGAUGGUUAAAAAUCCCAUCUUCUGACACACUCCCUCUAGCUUAGAGAGGACUUAGAAUUUUCAACCUUCUUGUUCUAUACAGUCUAGGUAGGAAGGUGAAGCAUUAAACCAUCUGUUAGGGGCAAUGUUACUUCUCUAGGUCUCCUGGUAAUUACAUUCCCAGCUGUGAAACCAUUCAAAAACUAGUUUAUGCUGCACUUUGCAAAGAAAGUGGCUGCUGCCAGCAGGAAAUACACAGUUGCCAAUUGCAAUAGUAUACUGCCAUGUAUUUCAUUACCUUUCAUUUUCUCUUUAUCUGCCAUUUGGAAGUUUGAAAGCCUGUUACUACCUACAGAUCUUCUCCCCCUUGUUUAUACAUACCAUGACAACUUCUUUUCCUCACUAUAAGGAUAUUCAUCAAUGAUAAGCUGUCUCUUAAUAUUAAGGCAUUUAUUUAUGAAGUAACUGGUGUCAUUAACUUGUAAAAAGCUGAAAGUAGGUGAGGGGAAGGAAGAUUGUAACAUUUGUCCUAUGUACAUUUGGCUUAAGUAAUCUUUGAAAAACAAUGUGGGGAGGUUAGGGUGGGUGUGGGUUUUGUGCUAUAGACUUCCAGAACACAGAGCUGAUUGACAGGCAUCUUUAUUUUAUGGGUCUAAGCUGUGUGUGUAUACGUAUUCUAUCCUGAGUUUUAAAACUGUGCAAAAUUCUACUAGUAAAUUGGUAACAUUAUUCUAUUUUUGAAAUCUGCCUUCAUGUGUAUGUGCUUACCCCUCAACUAGACUUUUCCUAAAGGAAGACAUUGGUAAUCUGUGUGCAGGCUGAAUAGUUUUCUCUAUUGAGUUGUAGCUAAUGAAGAAGAAUCUAGUGAUGAGAUUGUGUAUAUUGAAAUCAAGAGGAAAGACAGGGCUUGGAUAUGAACAAUGAUAGCAUUUCAUUUGUUAGUUUCUCAUAUGCCUUUCUGACAUACAUUAUAUUUCUUCUUAAACUAAAUUAUUUCAUUAAAAGAUAACCUUUUUUUUUUUUAAUAAAGUAACUUUAUCAACCUUACUAAAAUCUGCUUGUGUCCUUAGCGGAGAGAACCUUGUUGUAAGAAAUCUGCUUUAGCUUUUAGAAAACUUGAUUUUUACACAUUUCAAACCAGAACUCAGAUUAGAUGGGAGUUCCACAAAGGACUAAUUCCUCAUCUUUUUACUCAACCCCAUUCACUUUUGCCAAUUGGUGACAUCUGCAGUUAUUUCUUUAUUGUUUAGGGGCUUCCUGUUCUUCUAACUUCUGUGAUCCUAUUUUAAAGGCUUGCUUUCUACAUUAGGACUGUUUUGUAGGAAUGUGAGUUGUGUUUAACCAUAAAUUAAAAUCUCCUACAAGCUGAACUCUUUUUUUCCCUAGCUUUCAUAGAAAAUGCAAUUGUGGGCUGCUAAAGAACAUAUUGUAAAUGUUAACCUCAUGAAGAGAACAGUGCUGUAUUUUGUAAUACAGUGAUGAAAUUCUUGCUAAAAUUACAUUUUUUACAAAAGAGGAAAUAACUGAAAAGCUGACUUACUUUCUUUCUUAGAAAUGUUUUCCUAGCCAUGCUGCUGAAAGUUUAUUUUCUGUAAUUAGUUUUAGCUCUUGCAUCUACAAUGCCAUUUCCUCUUUCUCUCAAAUACCAUUGAGAAAUUCAUCCUCUCAUAUUGGCUUAAGCUUUUUUGGAAAUGAUUAUGCAAGUUUACUACAGUGUCCCAUUUAUACCAACUACUCUGCUUAAGUGUGCUUUUAUCAGGGUAGUUCCAUUGUAGCAGAACAUCUCUGGUGACACUGUAGACAAAGCAAUGUUAAUUGGCUUGAGUGGAAACCAGCAUUAAAUUUCAAAGUAAGGUUGCAAAAUCUUCUCUGCUGGCAUCUUUAUAAAGUAAUACAGACUCCCGCCUAGGAAGAUUUCUUCUUCAAAUAUGAUUCACGGUAUUACAAAUAUUCAGAUUUUUUUUUCCUCUUCCUGAGCAUAGAUUUGACAGUGAGUAGCCUUUUUAAAAAUUAAAUCUGUACAUUAGCUUCUUAUAUCUAUAAAACUGUUCUUAAACAGUCAACCCAAACUUCACUAAAUCUAGGGCAGCCAAGAUGUAGGGCUACAAGGCUUUGUUCUUACACUAGGAACUGCACAGGCUAAGCCUCACUAAAAACAUUGGACACAGAGGUUUGCCUGCAUGAUGCCCAAUACAAGGUCAUGACCUAUGACUUUGUAUCUAUAUACAGAAUGUCUAAAAAACUUUUGCUGUAUUGAGGCUACUGCAUUUAGGUCAUAUGCAAACAGUACUCUCUGAAAUUUAGCUUGUGCCUAAAAUUUCAGAUUUUUUUACAUGAUUUAAAUGAAAAUAUUUUGCUGCCUCAUAGCUUUUGUGAAGUGUUUGCCUGGUGUAGAACUAGGGAAUAGAAAAUACACUUUCCAGCUGUUCAGCUUUAAGAGAAAACUCACUGUUCCUUUUUUCCGAUGGAUAAUUCCAUUGGAAAGAACAUUUUUGGCUUUGAAAUUUGUAAGACAUCAGCAUUACAGUAGUGAUUAUUUGACCACACCCUGGCUUUAUUAACAGUAACAUAAUUGUACACCUCACAGAUGUAAUACUUUUUUAUGUAAGCAAAAUUUAAUUUUUGCUUCCUUUUUAAUGAAAGAUUAAACUGGAUUGUAAUUCAGCAAUUUAAGAUGUCAAAUUGAAUCUAUUUUGAACAGUGAAAUGCUCAAUAAAGGUGGUUGUGUGUAUGAAAA